GCAGUUAAUUAUUAUGAGCCGUAGUAGCCGAUAGAGUAGCAGCGGUGUGUCAGUAGACAGUUGUUGUCAGUAGUCAGUUACUGUGUAGUCAGUAGAGACGCGUUGGCUCUCCAGUUUAGUUGAUGUCCGUCAGCCGGACGGUGAGAAUUUCAGUGACGGCUAUCGCGUGUCCCGGUGCCAAGCACGGGCGACUGCUUAAUCACAACAGACCUUUGAACCUGCUAGGACCUCUCAGUCGGCAAGUUUGUGUGACCGCGUUCGUGUUGGAGAACAUCCUUAUCAGUGUCGUGUUGUUGACAGUUUGAUAUCUUAAAGGAAACGUUUGAAAGCAAUGGACCAAGCCGAGGCCGAGAAAAAAGAACCUGAAGUUUCGUCUACUGUACCAACACCUCCUCCUCCCCCGACACCAAACUUCGGUCUCUCAGACCACGACAAACUAAACCACGACAAACCGAGUCAUGGUAUCUCGGACCACGACAAAUUAAACCACGGUCUCUCGGACCACGAUAAACCAAACCAUGGUAUUUUGGACCACGAUAAACUGUACCACGGUCACCUGGACCAUGACAGACCGACCAAUGGUGGCGAGGUGAACCAAGGUUUCCAGCCGGACGAGGGCGGUCAUCACCGUCACGUGAGCAUCUCGUCGGAGGCGGUUCAGACCGACCUCGAGCACCAGAGGAAGGUGUCCACCACCUCCACUCAGCACGAAACGGCGAACCGCCUCCGGUUGGCCGCAGGAAGGAUGCGGGGGUCUUACGCUGGUGAUGGUCUACAAAAUCAUGCUGCGGACAAUGGGAGGAAAUACUCAGGUGUAACAAUGGAGGAUGAUGAACCAGACGCUGAGAACUCGUGGUGGUACCUACUCUGCACGAAAUGCCGACAGAAGGAGAGCGGGCGAGGUUGGGAACCGUCCUACUGGCAAUCGGUGUGCCCCUACCCGUUUUGUCCCACCUACCGUCACGUCGCCCGGGUCGUCAGCCUGUUCGCCACCGGCCUGCUCGCCUGGGGCGUCAUCUACUCCAUCCUCGGCAGCGACGCCGCCCCGGGCGGUCAGCUGUUCGACAUAGCCGCCGUCUCCAUUCUGGCGCACUUUGGGGGCGUCCUGUUCCGAAUGCUCAACCUCCCCGCGCUGGUCGGCAUGCUGCUAGUCGGCAUCGUGUAUCAGAACCUCGGCCUCAUCCAUGUCGAGGGCCACUAUGUCGAGUUGGUCGGCAUCUGCAGAAAGGUUGCUCUUGUUAUGAUCCUAAUUCGCGCGGGUCUUGACUUGGAACCAAAAGCAAUGAAAACUCUGUGCUUCACUGUGCUGAGGAUGGGUCUCAUUCCUUGGGCAGUUGAGUUUGUAUUGCUCGCUGUUCUCUCCAAUUAUAUUCUGCAACUGCCAUGGCUAUGGGCUAUUCUUCUAUCUUCAAUUGUAUCAGCAGUCGCCCCAGCGGUUGUUGUUCCAUGCCUACUGCGUCUAAGAAAUAAAGGGUAUGGCGUCACCAAAGGAAUUCCCACCCUGGUUAUCGCCAUAUCUGGCAUAGAUGAUGCUGCCUCGGUCACUGCCUAUGGAAUCAUCUAUGGCAUCAUUUUCUCUGCUAAUUCUCUGGCUCAUGACAUCGCAAUAGGACCCCUCUCCAUUGCCGUUGGUCUUGGAUUUGGCAUCACUUGGGGAUUCUUCUCGAAAUAUAUUCCUGAAAAAGAAGAUCCUUUUGUAGUUCCAAUCCGUAUCCUGACGUUGCUGGGAGGCUGCCUGAUUGCAGUGUUCGGCAGUGAAGUGAUUGGAAUGGAGGGCGCCGGACCUCUUGCUGUCAUUUCUGCUGCUUUCUUAUCCAUCUAUUUUUGGUCGAAACAAGGCUGGAAAAUAGAGAGUAAUCCAGUAGCAAAUGCGUUUGAAAUAUUUUGGAUGCUAUGCGAGCCAGUGCUGUUUGCUCUGACUGGAAUCCAAGUAAAGUUUGAUGAAAUCGACACCAAUAUAAUUGGCGUUGGGAGUGGCAUCCUAAUUUUCUGCAUUGUUAUAAGGAUAGUUGUAACAGUAUUAGUUGGAGUCAAAUCAUCACUGAACACUAGAGAGAAAUUCUUUGUCGCUUUAUCGUUGAUGGCAAAAGCUACUGUACAGGCCGCGCUUGGACCGGUGGCAGUAAGCACACUGCGCGACCAACGAGACUCGGAGGACUUCAAACACGCCGAGGUGGUGAUGAUGAUCUGCAUCCUGUCAAUCCUGCUGACCGCCCCGUUGGGCGCCAUACUUAUAUCACUGCUGGGCAAGCGCAUCCUCACCAAGACCACCGGCAACAUAUCACCGCCCGAGGGUUGGCGGCGCACGCAUCGACCCUCCAUUCGUGACAUCACCAUUCAGGAGUACGAGGAGGAGGAGGACGAGAACGACAAUGACAUUGAGAAAAAGAAAGAGAACCCAAAUAAUCUGUCGACUAAUUGGCAACAGCAGCCUCCCCCGUUCAUAAUAUCUGCACAGCCAUAGGUUGGUGAUGCAGUAGUCCAUUAGAGAGCUCAGCCACUAUAGACUGCAAUAGUAUAAUAGAGAGCUCAACUAAUUUAUACUGCAGUAGUCUAAUAGAGAUCUUAACCACUCUAUACUGCAGUAGUCUAAUAGAGACCUUAACCACUCUAUACUGCAGUAGUCUAAUAGAGAUCUUAACCACUCUAUACUGCAGUAGUCUAAUAGAGAGCUCAACUACUCUAUACCGUACUGCAGUCGUCUAAUAGAGAGCUCAACUACUCUAGACUGCAGUAUUCUAAGACUGGUCACACACCGAUUAGUCAAGAUAAGACUAGGCACGUUUAGUCACAAAACUUCAUAUUGCUGCUUAUGAUGCAACACACACUGAUUAGUCAUUGCAAUUAGACAUGACUCCAUAAGCAACUAUGUGACGUAUUGUGACUAAACGAGACUAGUCUUGUCUUGACUAAGCGGUUUGUGACCAGCCUUAUAGAGUCUAAUAGAGAGCUCAACUACUUUAUACUGCAGUACGGUAGUCUAAAAGAGUCUAAUAGAGUCUAAUAGAGAGCUCAACUACUGUAGACUGCAGUAGUCUAUAAUAGAGUCUAAUAGAGAGCUCAACUAUUUUUACCGUACUGCAAUAGUCUAAUAGAGAGCUCAACUACUCUAGACUGUAGUAGUCUAAUAGAGUCUAAUAGAGAGCUCAACUACUCUAGACUGUAGUAGUCUAAUAGAGAGCUCAAUACAUCUAUACUGAAGUAGUCUACAGUAAUUCAUGAGUAGUUAAACUCUCUAUUAGACUAGGCCUACUAUUAGACUAGAAAGCUCAUCUACUCAUGAACUAGGUACUCUGUUAGACAACUGCAGUCUAGAGAAAUUGAGCUCUCUAUGACUACUGCAUCAACAGGUAGAGCGGUAGAGACUGAAUCAGGGAUGAACAGUGUGUAAGAUCUCUCUGUUGAGAAAUUAUUGUGAAAAAAUGGUUUGUGUAUGUUGUUUGUUGUUGAAAAUUAUUGCAGAAACUGGGGUUGAAUGUUGAGUGUUGUUGAGAAUUAUUUGAUGAACUCGAAUUGGAUGUUGUGAAUCGUUGAAAGGUAUCAAAAUAUUUUAUUUGAAAACAAUUGUUAGGUAUUGAGUAAAGAAUGCAAAAUGAGUGGUAAUGUCUGAGAACUGAAUUUGUAAUUGAAACAGUGCUUGGUAUGACUUGUGGAAGCAUUUCAAUGUGUUGAUCUAUUAAGCCUUUAUAUAUGUUGUUCAAAAACUGAUUAAAUUGAAGAAUUCAAAUAUUUCGUGGCCUGAACCAGCAACUUCUCCAGCUGAUAAAAAGUGUACACUGGUCAGGUCGAGGAGUAUUUUUAGCAGGCUAUUACAAAGUAUGGUAACUUUGAAAAAGGAUAAUCAUCCCAAAACAAGAUCUUUUUGUCUUUUUGUUUGUGUGGGAGAACUAAUUCCUCAUUGUAUUAUAACUUGACGUUUUUUUUCGAAUUCAAUAUUUUUGUUACAUUAUGAUUUAUACAAACAAGGAUUUUUGAUUUCAUAUUGAUUGAUAUUAUGAUCACUGGUAGAAUUUUAUUCUUGACUUCUAACAUUCCACAAAUUUUGUUCAAUAAUAAGGCUAUGAAAUUUUGGAAUGUUAUAAUUGAUUGACAAUAAGUUUACAGAUGAAAAUUACUGAGAGAUUGUACUGUAUUUAUUCAAAUGCUAAUGAGUCAAUAAUUAUUUUUAAACGAAAAUCCAAAUUACAGCAUAUUAUUUCAAAAAUAAUAAAUUAAGUUUCUUGAAGAAGUUACAAUUUCAUUUUCUACUUUUAGAAUGUUAAAAAUUCUGUUCAAGUAUGUAGGCCUAUUUAGAAAUAAUGUAUGAUCGACAUAUAAGAGUUUUUCAUGAAAGUUUUAGUAGGUAAUCAAAACCAAUGCGUGUGGCCUACCUCCAAUUCCAUUUUACUUUUUUAUAUAUAUUUUUUAUUCUUAAACAACCAAUCAUUUUACUUUGAAAUCAAUUCAAGUGAAUUUGGAAAUAUCAAAAGGUGGAACAUACCUUUCAUUUUUUGUAAGUUUCAACUUGGAUGAUAAAAAAGUUUUUAAAUUUGUAAUAAAGGAAUCUUGAAUGAUUGUAUUUAUCGAGUUGAAAAUCUCUGGAGACCACUUUUUGUUUGGUAGCUAUAAUUUUUAUUGGACUCAAAAUUCAUUUUAUGUGUAAAUGGAACAACGAAUUAUCGUAAAGUUCUAUUACUGACAAUUAUCUUUUUGAAAAAAUUAUAUUAUUAAAAGAUUUAUAUGUUGAUUUAGAAUUACUGCAAUGAAUCGAGUACUGUUUUUGGUUUUUAUGAUGUUAACCAUUUUUAUUAUUAUCUCGGAUGAUGCCCACACGAGCGUAUUUAUUGCUUGUUUGUGGAUUUCAAUCUUGUUCGUGAACCAGUAGUUAUUUUUUAAUAAGAUACACUUUCAACUGUUAGCUUAUAUUUAUUGAAACAAUAGUAUUAUUAUUAUCCCAUUUUACAGUUUAUAAAAAAGAUAUCAAGCUGAAGGAGGCGUUCUCAAUGAAGAAAUUCUGAUCUGGAGGACAGUUCAUUGUUGAACAUCACAAGAGGCAUACAGUGAAACAUAGUGGAAAUCCAAAAGUUAUCAACGAGGUAACUGAACUCCUAAAACCAAUUUUGCCUGUGAAGUAGUUAACUAUUUGAAAUUAUCAGUAGUCGGUUGUAGUAUUGUUUAAUUAUUAUGGUGCUUAUGUUUUGAAAUAUUUGUAUCAUGCUUAUGUUUUGAAAUAUUUGUAUCAUUGACUGCAUCUUUUUUUAAUGUGACCAAUAAUACCGUAGUGCAGAAUCAGUAGACCCAAUGUAUUUCAAAUACCUCUUUUAUAAUAUAUUCUCAGUGUCAGUUUUUAGUGGCAUCAAGUGAAACUGACAAGUAGUUACUUUAAAU
Molecule: messenger RNA, 5367 nt
Organism: Nilaparvata lugens (brown planthopper)
Lineage: Eukaryota; Metazoa; Arthropoda; Insecta; Hemiptera; Delphacidae
Product: sodium/hydrogen exchanger 9B1
Biological process (GO): proton transmembrane transport
Cellular component (GO): membrane
Molecular function (GO): antiporter activity
Source: RefSeq, a predicted model, not a curated record